UUUUAGUUUAUUUAGCUGACUUUAAGAUAGCAAGCAACCUUCAGUGUGCAUCUGUGGGAUUGUUUCACCUGUUUUAUUGUCCAGGAGAUGAAAAUGGCGCAUGCAUCUGAUCACUUGGUGAAGUACCAGCACAAGACACAUGAGUUGAAGAAUCAUUCAAACUAAUAAUGCUGAGGGUUGUUUAGAUCCCUAACAAUCAUGCAUGAGCGGCAGUAAUAGUGAUGAUUGACGAUUUUAUGAUCAAAAUGCAAUCCCAGUCCCAGAAUGGACCGACUCUCAAAGGAAUAAAGAGGCACGUCAUUAGGGAAAACUGAGAGCACGGGAGAGACUGAAAGAGAGCGAAAGGGUGGAGACAGAGAGAUCAUGAAGCUGUGUGUACAGAAGCAGCGAUAUAAACAGGAGAUGCUGGAGAGAUAAGGAAAUUAAGGGAAAGGGCGCAACUCAAAUAAACACUCAAACAAACGCACUCUUUUCUGUCUAUACGACCCCUCACAAAGUCUGGGACGCAGACGGAGUGUCUCUCUCACAAAUACUGGUCACUGAAAGCAUUCAAUAGCAUUUGACCUCUUGUAGAAUCCCAAAACGCAACAACUUCACCGGAGAGCUUCUGAAAUCCUGCAGCAUCAAACCUGAAGAAUGCAAACCUCAACCGAGCGUGAGAAACCGUCUGACAUGCAUUGGUGCUCUUUAAUGUGAGCCGUCAGACAGAUGUUGAUGCAAGCGCAAAGUCGACUGAAUUUGACACCUAAAGCUACAGUGGAGAUUCUCAGAGGAGCUGCAUCGUCUGAAACACCGCUGCAUGUCCUCCUGCACGUUCUUGAUGGAUCAUCUUUAGCCGAUUUUCUCGAAUUCAUGGAGACAUAUGGUUCUUCAUGUUUAGUCAUUUCUUGAAAUCUUCCAACAGCAAGAGGGGUUGCAUGUUCAUGAUGCAACUAUGAAUGGACACUGAUCGUUUUUAUUGAACGAUCUGAGACUGGAUAUUUGGUCAUUGUGUUUUUUUGGAGAAGAACCACGUAGGCGUCAUUCUGCACAACACUUUGAUCAAGUGCUUCGAAAGUAAAUCACCAAGAAUAUCCAAUGAAACAAGCCAAAUCUUCUGUUCUAGACACCUCCUGGACUUCCCACGUAAGACACGCCCCUCUGCUCCGCCUCAACGCUCUUGACUUCUCCGACUUAUGGGAUGAUGAGGAUCUUGAGUUGGACAGCGCUGAAGAAGUCUCCUCCCAUACUUCGGCCAAUCAGAUUCCAACCUCACCCGUCCCUCCACCCCCUCCCCCUUCGGCUCCGCCCCCACCUGUAGCCAGCGAGUCGCCGCGGCUGUCAGGCUGUCGUACUCUGAGGCUCCACUGGAGCGCGCUGUUGAGUCUUCAGCCUUUGCCGAGAGUGGGCCGCUUCGGGCUUCAGUCGAUCUGGGCCGGUCUGGAGCCAGUUCAACUGGAUACCAAUAGACUGGAAUACCUGUUUGAGAGCAAAAGCAGCAACAACAGCGCCCUCUGCAGUCUGACAGGGGGACGACAGAAGCAGCCGUGCGUGUCUGUUUUGUGUGUGAAGCGCAGUAACAUCAUUACUAUAGCUCUGAGCAGUCUGCCACUGGUUCACCUGCUUCCUCCUGCAAUAUACAGCAUGGACUACACUGUACUAGACAGAGAAGACAUCCAGAGGUUGCAGAUGUUGGUUCCCACUGAAGACGAGCUGAAUCUGAUAAAGGAGGCAAAAGCUCAGGCCCCGCGGUCCCCUCUGGGCCCCGCAGAGCAAUGUCUCCUGACCCUGGGGAACGUUCCUCAUCUGAGCACCAGACUGCAGCUCUGGGCCUUCACUCUGGACCAUGACACACUGGAGAGAGAAAUCGCAGAGCCACUCUACCAUCUGAAGCUUGCCAUGGAGCAGCUAGCGGCCAAUCAGACAUUCCGCUGCAUACUUGCGACUGUGCUGGCCGUCGGCAACUUUCUGAACGGCUGUAUGGCGAGGGGGUUUGAGUUGAGUUACCUGGGCACACUCUCUCAGGUGAGAGACACACAAGGCCGGCAGCCUCUUCUUCAUCACGUUUGUGUGCUAUUGCUCCAGCUUUACCCACAAUCCUCCGAUCUGUAUUCCGACAUCACUGCUGUCACAAAAGCCAGCAAGUGCGACUACACACAAGUGCAGCUGAAUCUCUCGCAGCUUCAAUCGCUUUGCAAAGCAUCCUGGGAUCAACUCCGACUACUUGAGAAAGAUGGAAAGAAAGGUGGAGGAAGAAAAGAGGAAGGCGGAGAAGAGGCAGCGCUCCAUCAGCGGCUCACGCAGUUUCUGAAAGACUGUGAGGAGAGGUUGAAGGUGCUACGAGCCGUUCACCGCAGGGUCAUCAACAGGUAA
This is a messenger RNA of Sinocyclocheilus grahami, 2352 nucleotides long. Its product is annotated as FH1/FH2 domain-containing protein 1-like. Gene Ontology annotation, cellular component: cytoskeleton; cytoplasm. The coding region runs from base 1078 to 2352 and encodes 424 amino acids. NCBI's taxonomy places the organism in Eukaryota, Metazoa, Chordata, Actinopteri, Cypriniformes, Cyprinidae. Gene Ontology annotation, biological process: cortical actin cytoskeleton organization. Gene Ontology annotation, molecular function: actin filament binding. The transcript has 6 exons. The record is from RefSeq and is a predicted model, not a curated record.